CUCCCGCGGCCACCGGCCAUGGCACCGCCGGUGCCGUACCUCGUCGACGAGAUCCUCGAGGAGAUCUUCCUCCGCCUGCGCACUCCGGCCGCGCUCGUCCGCGCCUCCACCGCCUGCUUAUCCUUCCGCCGCAUCAUCACCGGGCGUCCCUUCCUCCGGCGCUACCGCAAGCGCCACCCGCCGCCGCUCCUCGGCUUCGUCGACCGACACGGCUUCCACCCCGCCCAGCCGCCCUACCCGUCCGCCCCGCUCGCCAGUUCCCUCGCUGCCGCCGCCGAUUUCACCUACUCUUUCGUCCCCAGCCCUAACGACGAGCGCUGGAGAUCCGUCGACGCCCGCGACGGCCGCGUCCUUCUCCAGGAACACCGCUUGGGUCUGAAAUACUUCAGAAUGAACCUCGCGGUGUGUGAUCCGUUGUCACGCCACUCCGUGCUUCUUCCACCCAUACAUAAGGACCUGUUAGUCCUGGAAGCAGAGUUUCCUAUUGAGAUCGUGCGCGUCCUCGCUCCCGUUGGUGAGGAGGGUGAAGACGAGACGUCGUUCAGGGUGUUUGUCUUUGCCUGCUAUAAAACCAAGCUGGUUGCGUUCGUCUUCUCGUCCGUUGCACCGCAAUGGUGUAUAGCUGCAUCUCGCAGUUGGACAUCUUUGGGCACGGAAUCUCCCCAUUUCAUGGCUGCUUUGGGUUGCCGUGGCUUGUCCUGUUUAGACUACGUGCGCGGAUGCUUCUACUCGACGUGGCCUUGGAUGGACAAGUUGCUCAUGAUAAACACACAAACAAUGGAGUUCUCCACAGUCAAUGAUCGCACUGGGUACCACAUGAAGCUCAGAAGUCUGCCUGGACAGGCAGACGAAGUUCUCGCCAGAAAUGAUAUGCUGUGCAGACGUAGGCCUGGCCAGCCAAGAAGUUUGCCUGCCAUUGUAGUGGGCAGAGAAGGAACCCUUGAGAUGUUCUCUCUAGUUGGUGAUCACAGUCCAGAAGGCUCGUUUCAUCUCUAUCAUACCACUCAGCUAAAAAACGAUCAAUCUUCCAUGGAAUGGCAGCUGGAGAAUAUUAUACCGUUGCCCGGCCAGUAUGACUAUUUCACCUUGGGCGCAGCUGGGGGAUUCUUAUUCCUUGGAGCCACUACAGAAGAUCAGCUGUACAUCGCUAUAGACUCCCCAGUGUGUUUGUCGAGGACUGGUUGGGAUGUAGACUAUUUUUCGCUGGAGGUCCAAACUUCUAAGAUUACGAAAAUUUGUAGGAGGAAGAGCCAAUUUUUCCAUUAUGAAGAUGUUUACUGGUACUUCGGCCUCCCCCCAUCAUUGUCAAAACCAAGUAUAUGAAGUGGGAUGAAGCCGCUGUGCUUUUGGGUCUCUUAUUUGGGCCAUGCAUCUGAAGCUUUUGAGGACAAAUGGAGGAUGGACAAGUUGGUACUGCGAAAUAUGCUGGCUAGAUAUAGUACUAGAGCCUUGGUAUUACUCAGUCUUAGUUAAGAAUUUGCGUUUAUGUACUUUGCUGUGUUGUUAUUAAGCAUAUUUAAUCUAGACAUGUUGUCACCGGAUUUGUCGAAGUCUAAUGUGUAGAGUUAUACUCUUCUUAUGUGGCUAAGAAUGGCCAUGGCUUAAUGUGUUGGUGCGGUUUGUGGCCACAACACUUGUUCUUGUACAGGACUCGACCUCGUGGUUGCAGCCACCUUAUGUUCUGCUCAUUGUGUUCAUGCCUCAUCUAA
Molecule: messenger RNA, 1709 nt
Organism: Brachypodium distachyon (stiff brome)
Lineage: Eukaryota; Viridiplantae; Streptophyta; Magnoliopsida; Poales; Poaceae
Exons: 2
Coding region: 19-1323 (434 amino acids)
Molecular function (GO): protein binding
Source: RefSeq, a predicted model, not a curated record